Messenger RNA from Planococcus citri (citrus mealybug), 4435 nucleotides. RefSeq lists its product as uncharacterized. NCBI's taxonomy places the organism in Eukaryota, Metazoa, Arthropoda, Insecta, Hemiptera, Pseudococcidae. Bases 102 to 2777 code for a protein of 891 amino acids. Gene Ontology annotation, biological process: peptidyl-serine phosphorylation; chromosome segregation; protein localization to kinetochore. The transcript is spliced from 6 exons. Gene Ontology annotation, cellular component: kinetochore; nucleus. The record is from RefSeq and is a predicted model, not a curated record. Gene Ontology annotation, molecular function: protein serine/threonine kinase activity; ATP binding; protein serine/threonine/tyrosine kinase activity.
CGUUACUUUUGAAUAAAAAAAAAAUAUUCCGCUGUGUUCGUAAGGAAAAAAGUGUUUUUGAAAAUGAAAUUAUCUAUUUGAAAUUAAAUUCGAGUUAAAAAAUGGACGAAAAUCGAUAUUAUUACAAACAGAACACUUUCACAAGUAAUGCCAGCGACGAUUCGUCUUGUACUUUUCCACUUCCUUGGCUAACGGAUACUCGAAGGCGGAAAAGCCGAUUGGGCAAACAUGGAAGACACACUCGAGUACUGCAAGAGGUCAACAGUGAAAACAACAACAAUGUUGAACCGAUCGCCGACGAGAAUAACGAACCGUACAGUACAUCGGAGAAAAAUGGUUCAUCGUUUGAUUAUACAAAGCCAACAGAUGCGGAUACAGAUACGCAAGAUGCCGGUUAUGUGGAAUCAACCGAUGUUCUAAACUCGAGCUUUAUCAAAAUGAACAAAAACUGUACCAAUGAGAUAAGUUUUUCUAACUUCGAUACGACCGAUUUAAUGGAUAUCAGUGUUUCUAAAGCGGACACCAAUUGCGAUAUAGAUAUCAUCGAACCGUGUCAUUUUUCGUCAGCGGAAGAAAUGCACGUACAACGUAAUGUUUACUCACGCUCACCUGAAACUAUUCUGAGAACUAAUGAGCAUUCGCCGUUCGAAAACGAAAUACUAAAUUUGCACGGUAAAUCGUACUCUCCCGAGUUCAUUCUGAAAACUACUAAUCAACUGUCGACUGCGUCCAAAGCGGAUGAAGUUUGUAAUCCGCUUCGAACAACGUUACCGAUCGAUAUGAUACUAAAAACUAACGAAUAUUCGUCAUUACUGGAUGAAGCUGCGGUCGAAUUGAAUCGAACGCCUUUUGCUAUGGAUUUAGUAAUGAAACCGAACACCUUUCCGUCGCCCAAAGAGAAUACUUCUGGUAGUAAUCAUCGAACACCUUUGCCAGCUGAUUUAGUUUUAAAAACCAACGAUUACGAAUCGCCCAAAGAAAAUAUACUUCGGUCUCCUUUUGACGAAGUAGAUUCUGGUUUGACUGGAGAUUAUUCGUCGAGUCGAGACAAUUCAUCGACUGGUCAUCGUCGAUCAACUGAUUUCGCACCAAAAAGGAACGAAUACUCGUCACCGAGAGAAAAUAUCACAACUGAUCCUCACCUGUCUUUGUUUCCGAUCGACUUCGUGUCGAAAAAGAACAACUACACUUCGCCUCAAGAGCACAUGUCGCUUGAUUCGCAUCUACCAUCAUCUGUAGCCGACUUCGUACCGAAAAAUGACAAUUUUUCGCCACCUCAAGAACAAAUGUCGCUCGAUUCGCAUAUACCAUCAUCCAUAGCUGACUUCGCACUGCAAAAUAACAACUACUCGUUGCCCCAAGAACACAUGUCCGUCGACUCGCAUCUACCAUCGAUUUCUUCGGCCGAAUUCGCGCCGACAAAAAAUGACCACUCGUCGCCUCCAGAACAAAUGUCCGUUGAUUCCCAUCUACCAACGGGUCCCAUCGAGUCCGCACCCAAAAAGAACGAUUACUCGUCACCUCGGGAAAACAUGCUGGUCGAUUCUCACCUUCCGACGUUUCCGAUCGACUUCGCGUCGAAAAAAGAAGAUCGCUUGUCGCCCAAAGAUAACAUUCCAUCGUUUACGGUACCCGAUUCGGUUCCAAAAACCAACAACGAUCAGUUCGAGACUCCUCAACGAACACCUUUUUCGUCAGAACCGCUUCAAAAAGCCAAUCAGUCGUCUCCUAAACGAGCUGAAAUACCGAAUUCGAUUCACCCUAAAGUGAAUCAAGCCCCUGCAGUGAAACCAGUCGAAAUCAGUGCUAACGAAUUCAAACAACCCGAAGCUGUUCGGCCACCGCCGAAAAAAGACGAUUUUCAGUUCGAAGCACCGCUUCCUCCGCCCAAUUUUAGGAUCAACGAUAAAUUACCAACGUCUAUUACGGUUAAUGGACGAUCUUACAGUGUGACGAAUGUUUUAGGAUCCGGAGGAUCCAGUUUGGUAUAUCAGGUGCUGCAUCCGGAAACCUACGCGAUUUUAGCGAUCAAACAAGUGAAAUUGUACGAGGUCGAUGAGACAAUCGCAGAAGGAUAUAUUGAAGAAGUUAAAAUGCUCAAAAAAUUACAAAAAUGUGAUUCUAUCAUCAAGAUGUACGAUCACGAAAUCAUCAAAGAAAAUGAUAAGGAUAAACUUUUGAACGUAGUUAUGGAAAAAGGCGACACCGAUCUCGCAGAAUUGUUGAAAAAUGUCAACAAAAGCAAAAAACCUUCGAUUUAUAUGAUUUUAUACUAUUGGACUGAAAUGCUUUCAGCUGUACAUGAAAUUCAUAAGCAAGGUAUCGUCCAUUCAGAUUUAAAACCAGCAAAUUUUCUUAUAGUCAGAGGAAGUCUGAAAUUAAUCGAUUUCGGUAUAGCAUCGAAUAUCCAAGGCGAUGCUACCAGCGUAUAUAAAGACGUAUUCACCGGAACGUUGAAUUACAUGAGUCCAGAAGCUAUGGAAUUUGUCAGCCGGCCUUCCGGAUCCAUCGGAUAUAGGAUAAAUUAUAAAUCGGAUGUUUGGUCGUUGGGAUGUAUCCUGUAUCACUUAAUCUAUGGCAGAUUGCCUUUCCAAAACAUAAAGAAUAGAUUUGAAAAAAUGAAAGCCAUCGUCGACGCAAAAGUCGGAGUAAAGUUCCCCGAAGCCGAAGGUAUACCGAAAGUAUUGAUGUCUGCGUUGAAAUCGUGUUUAGAAAAAAAUCCUGAAAAAAGAGCUUCUGUCGGUGAAUUACUGCAGUUACCGUAUGUAUCGCAAUAAUUACCCGAUAUAAUUUGUGUUUCUCUGUGUAUUCUUUUUUUUUUUUUUUUUUUAAUUAACAUUUUUCGUAUUCAUUAUUUUAUUAUUUUAUCUGUGCUGAUUUGUGAGUUUUAGCUGCAUCUUGUCCAUAAAUGUCUCUUAUCCUUUUCCCACUUGAGUCGUGUGUCACUUUUAUAGUUCUAAAAAAAACGAAUAAAAAUGUGUAAAUUUUUUAAAAAAUAUUUGCUCUAUUGUCUUAUUAUUUUUUUUACGAGUGAUAGAGAAUUUAUUUUUAUUAUAGAACUUUUUUUUUUUUGAAAUCUGUGAUGAGGAUUUUUUUUUUAGAAUUAAGUACGACUUGAUGAGACUCGUGUAAUUUACAUAUAUACUUACUUUUAGGUAUUUUACGAAUAUUAUUUCCCAGUCUGUUAUGUAGUACGUAGAUCCUCAUUUUUUUUUCACGUGCUACGUGUGCUGUUGAAUUUCGGGGCCAAAGUAUCAUUCUAUACGUAUUCAGAAACCGGUAACCGGAUCGUAUGCAUUAGAAUUGCACCGAGUAAGUCGUUCUCGGGCGUUAUGUUUACAUCGUUGGUUAACGAUGCGUUCCAAGAAGUGUAGUACGUACGUGUUGUACACUACCUGUCUGUUUAUCCGCAUUGCAUUUGUAAUACAGUAAUUUUAUGCGAAAUUAAUUACCUUUAGAACGACUAUAAUAACGCGCAGGCGCAAAUAAUUGCCCGUAUCCAGCUUCAUUGAUGACCGGUCCGUUAUCAUUGUGGCGCCUGUAGAUGUGGGUGAUUUUUUUUUUUUUGACAAAAAAUUCCGAACAUUUUGGGAUCUUUUUUUGUCGGGAUGGUGAUCCAUAAGUUGAUCAUUUAGUUUCCCAUCUUCUGUACCUACCUAUGAGCUGUGUCGUAGUAAUUUUCCAUUCUUUAAAUUGGAGAAUACCUGUAUAUAUAUAUUUUUCUCCACAAUUGUUAUUGUAACUGUAAAAAUGUAACUAUAACGCGAAUUAAAAUACGUAGUUGUAGAGCUACAAGUCUCGCAAACACACUAUAGGUGUACCUAAGUAAUUUAUGAAAGACCUAUCUUAGUAUACGAAAUGCCAUUUGGGAGAUAUUACAUAGAAUUAACGGGUUAGCAGUACGCAAAUAGCUACGUUCGAGAUACCCAUCAGUCAAGCGAAGAAUUAACACGAAGGUUAAUUGCGUAUUUUUAUUUAUAAAGUAUACAUAGCUAGAUAUGUAUUCAUCAUAUUGAUGGUAAAUUAUCACGUGGGAAUUGCAUAAAAUUAUGGUCUAGAGUUAAACUCGCAGCUGUGGGCUGUUGUUAUAGAGCUAUGUUUCCGUAUAAUGACAUCGCUUACAGUAUGAUUACAUUGUUGAAGAAGUUAUUUACGCUGAUUAUUGGUAAUUGGAUCUCGUAAGGUUGUAGAGAAGAGUUGAAGGGGAGGGGGAUUUGUACAGUCCGAUUUCAAGACUGUUUGUUGAUGUGUGUACGUAUUUUUUUUCUCGAUUUGAUUCGAUUCUUUUUAUAAUUCGCGUUCCUUUUUUAUUCUUCUUUCUUUCUUUUACAUAUUUAUUUUUUCUAUUAGAUUGUAGUUAAAAUAUUAUUUAAAUGUUGCGAUUAAGUAUCAAUGUUUUAACUGCUUCGAAUAAAUUUUAAUAUUGUUAAAAUAA